Messenger RNA from Fraxinus pennsylvanica, 2616 nucleotides. Lineage: Eukaryota; Viridiplantae; Streptophyta; Magnoliopsida; Lamiales; Oleaceae. The record is from the annotation of a GenBank genome assembly.
AUGUCACUUUUACUUCAGCAUUUGAGAUGGAUGAUAUCUGGUUUUAAUAGAUCAGCAACAGUAAACCCUAAGAGGUUGGAGAAUACUGAUGUGAAGCCUUUGCCUCUCCUCUUGCCAGAGCAGAAGCAACAACUACCAGUGAAGCCCAACAAUCUCAAAACUAAUUAUAAAAGGCCUAAUAAGCCAAUGUUGGAGGCUGUGCAUGAGAUUGCCAUUUAUAUUCAUCGAUUUCACAACCUAGACCUAUUUCAGCAAGGAUGGUAUCAAAUUAAGAUUACAAUGAGGUGGGAAGAUGGUGAUUAUGGUUCUUUGGUAACUCCAGCUAGAGUUAUUCAAUAUGAAGCUCCUGAAUUGGGAUCUGAUGAUGUACAUGGAGUGUGGAGAAUUGACGACACAGACAACAGUUUUUCAACACAACCUUUCCGUAUCAAAUACGCAAGGCAGGAUAUUCUUUUGUCCAUGAUGGUCUCUUUCAACUUAUCUCUCAGUGAAUUUGAGGGUCCAUCCACAUUAGCUGUUAUUCUGAAAUUUGAGCUCAUGUAUGCUCCUGUACUUGAGAAGAGGUCUAAUUUGCAGGUGUCAUUGGAUGCAAGCCCAACUGCAGUCCAUGAAUUUCGGCUUCCCCCUAAAGCUCUUUUGGGGUUGCAUUCCUAUUGCCCUGUUCAUUUUGAUGCUUUUCAUGCUGUGUUAGUUGAUAUAACUGUACACGCGUGCAUGCUGAAAAGUGGGUUAUCCUCUGCUUCCCUGGAAGUACCAAGUGAUUCUGGAGCUGAUGAAGAUGCUAUUGUUGGACAUUGCGAUAAGUCAAAGCACGACAUUCUUGUCAAAGAAUUAUCAAGUGCUCGUGACAUACUCAUUGAAGAGCUACAAAAGCUUAGCAAGGCUAUCAAUCAACCAAUUGAUAUGGAAGAUGUUAACCGAUUAUGUGCUAUCAAUUUAAGAUCUGAUCUGGAAAAAACCAAUGCUGAAAGUUCUGGACAAAUUUCAAGCAACCUCCAAAAUGGUUCUGAGAAACCAAAUGGUGGGGUAGAUUUUCAAGCAGAUGGUUUUCCAUAUUCCUUAUCUAAGGAUACAUCUAGCUCAUUUGAUUCAAUUGGAAAUCAAAUUUUCUACCUAUGGAGUAUGUUUCUGAAUUUUCACAGGGCUAACAAAACAAAGAUCCUUGAAUUUCUGUGCAACCAAUGGGCUACUGAUCGUAAAGCUGAAUGGUCAAUCUGGAUGGUUCACACUAAGGCUGAGAUGCCUCACCAGUAUAUAAGUAGUGAGGUGGCCGAGUCUUCUUACCACGCAUUGCAUGGUAAAGCACCAGUUCUACGGAAGUUAACUGGCGAUCCUGUCCAGACUGCGGCUAUGCGAGCAGAGCUUCAUAGGCGAAGUAUUGCACAAAUGAGGAUCAACAAUCGGUGUAUUCAAGAUAUGCAUAUAUUUGGAGAUCCAUCUCGCAUUCCCGUUGUAAUUGUAGAACGUGUUGUGGAUGUACCUUUGCGUUCAGGCAGUGGAAAUUCUUACUUCAGCCAACUGGACGAAAAAGGUAAAAGCAGUCUAAUCUCUGGUGGUGACUCUACUCCCACAAACAAGUUAUCUUUUGCCAGCACUCGUCAAAGCGGUCGUGUCCUGAAGAUUGUAGUUUUUGUCCAUGGAUUUCAGGGACAUCAUCUGGAUUUACGGCUUGUCCGGAAUCAAUGGCUUCUGUUAGAUCCCAAGGUAGAAUUUCUUAUGUCAGAGGUUAAUGAAGAGAAAACGUCUGGAGACUUUAGGGAAAUGGGACAAAGAUUGGCACAGGAAGUUGUGUCUUUUGUGAAAAAGAAGAUGGACAAAGUCUCAAGAUCUGGAGUCCUCAGAACCAUUAAGCUUAGCUUUGUUGGACAUUCCAUUGGAAACAUUAUUUUGAGAACUGCGUUAACAGAUAGCAUUAUGGAACCAUAUCUUAGAUACUUGCAUACUUAUCUUUCUGUUUCCGGACCACAUCUAGGUUACCUAUACAGUUCAAACUCUUUAUUUAAUGGUGGUUUAUGGCUCUUGAAAAAGCUCAAGGGCACGCAGUGCAUUCAUCAGCUGACUUUUACGGAUGAUCCUGAUCUUCAAAAUACAUUCUUGUACAAACUUAGCAAGGAAAAGACAUUGGAGAAUUUCAGGAAUAUCAUUCUGUUAUCUUCACCCCAGGAUGGUUAUGUUCCAUAUCAUUCUGCUAGGAUUGAAAUGUGCCCAGCUUCUUCAGGCGACUCCUCAAAAAAAGGCAAAGCUUUCUUGGAGAUGCUUAACAAUUGCUCGGACCAAAUACGUGCACCAUCUGCUGAGCACCGGGUAUUCAUGCGAUGUGAUGUUAAUUUUGACAUCUCAUUGCAAGGGAGAAACCUCAAUACCAUAAUUGGACGGGCUGCUCAUAUAGAGUUCCUCGAAACAGACAUCUUUGCAAGUAUAUUCUCGAGCCUUCAUCGAGCACCAUCGAACCUCCAACUUUUAGACAGAAGGAACGAUGUUAUCACUGAAUCUUGGGGACGGUAUUCCCGAAGGUACCAUCAAGCUUAUAUGAGGACAGGAAGAGCAACAUUUUGGCAACUUACAAGCCUUCAGGCAUUUUGGCCUGGCCAGCAGAUUUUCCUGCUAUCCAAUUGA